AUGGCCUGGGACGAUAUGGAGAAGGUUCAAGAACCCCCGCCGCGGACCUCACGGUUGGCAUUUAUACGAUCUAAGAAAGGAAUUGCGAUUUUCACGGCCGCCAGUUGUCUCCUUGUCGCAGCGGUGGUAGUAAUUGCCGCUGUCUCUUCACCAACAUCGGCUAUCUUGGUGGCCACAAGUACAGCGGCAACAGCAGUCGGUGUGCUUGAGCCAACAUCGACAUCAGCUUCUACUACAGCUACAUCCACUACAUCAUCAUCCUUUACGUCUAAGACUACUAAAGCCGCAUCUACUACAUCGAAAUCGACAUCGUCCUCAGAUGUCUCUACAUCUUCCGCUACACCAACUGUUGCAAAAUCCGCCACAAACCCUAGCGAUGUUCCUCUGAGAAUAAUGGCUCUCGGCGCUUCCAUUGUUAAGGGAGAGACCUCCCCUGGUUAUCUGGGGUUCCGCAAGCCAAUGCGUGAUCAACUUGUUGACCUGGGUUAUGAAGUAAACAUGGUGGGCUCCGUGAGGCUGGGCGAUUUUGUGGAUAACGACGUUGAGGCGUAUGGGGGCAAGAAAAUUACGGAGAUGCAUAACUAUGCCAAGAAGGCCGUACCCAAGAUGCUACCCAACGUGUUCCUCAUAAAUCUAGGAACCAACAAUCUUCUACAGAAUAAGGAUGUCGACAAAGUGGGACAGCAGAUGGAGGACAUGAUCGACUACUUACUGACAGCGUCCGAUAAAUCGACAGUUAUCCUAAGCACCAUGCUCACGAACAAGGUUGGCGACCUCGAGACCGAGGUCCUGGAUAUGAACAGACAAUAUCGGGAUAUUAUGAAGAAGUUUGAAGCAGAUGGAAAACCUGUCGUUCUGGCCGAGAUGCAUCCUAGCGAGGGCGCUUCAGGGGUUCCCUCAGUAAACGAGAUCGGCCCCGACGGGUCUCACCCUACAGUCCAGGGCUACGAGAUGAUGGGCGGCAUAUUUGUCAAGGCGAUCCAAGAGGCUAGCAAGAAGGGACUUAUUCAAAAGCCGGCCAAGAACGGUAUUCCCGACGAUGGUGAAGCUGGGAGGGAUGGAUUCUAG
Daldinia childiae is the source of this 1068-nucleotide messenger RNA. RefSeq lists its product as uncharacterized. Gene Ontology annotation, molecular function: phosphatidylcholine lysophospholipase A1 activity. NCBI's taxonomy places the organism in Eukaryota, Fungi, Ascomycota, Sordariomycetes, Xylariales, Hypoxylaceae. The record is from RefSeq and is a predicted model, not a curated record. The coding region runs from base 1 to 1068 and encodes 355 amino acids. The transcript is spliced from 2 exons.